AUGGGCAGGCCAGCGUUCUGCCUCUCGCAGGGACGGCACGGCUGGCCGGGAUUCCUGCAGCGCUCGCGGCCGGGGAUGGGCUGUGAAGAUGGGCGGCCUCCAGGACAGCGAUGCCCUGCUGAGUUUGGGGGCUGUGAUCGAUGUCGCCUGCCUGCGGGAAGCCAUCAGGGAUGCCAUCGCCUCCGUCCUGCCCAAAGUGGAGCACGUGUACAUCUACCUGCUGGACGGGGAAGCCCGGCUGAUCUGCGAUGACCCCCACCACGAGUUGCCUCCCGAGGGAAAACUCAGAGAUGCCGUGCUCAAGCAGAAGCGGGUGGAGUGCAGCGGGUUGCCCCCAGCUGAGCUCCAGGGCAAGGCGAUGGACGGCCUGGUGGCACCUUUAUCUCCAGAUAAGCAAGUGCUGAUCAUCCCACUGGUGGACAAGGACCAUGGGGGCGUGGUGUGCGUUAUCCUGGUGCACUGCGGGCAGCUGAGCGAGCCGGACCAGCAGAACCUGCGCACGCUGGAGAAGCACGUGCUGGUGGCAUACCGGCGUGUCCAGGCCCUCCAGAAGCUGCAGCCCUGGCCCCAGGUCAGCCUGUCUACCAGCUCCUCCCAGAACUCGCUGGCUAAAACCGAGAGGGCCACCAGCAGCGACUACAACGACUUGGACCGCAAGAUCCUCCAGCUGUGUGGGGAGCUGUACGACCUGGACGCCGCCUCGCUCCAGCUUAAAGUCCUCAACUAUCUGAAGCAGGAGACCCAGUCGCCUUGCUGCUGCCUCUUGCUGGUCUCCGAGGACAAUCACCAGCUCUUCUGCCAGGUGGUGGGUGAUAAAGUGCUGGAGGAGGAGAUCAGCUUCCCCCUGACGGUCGGGCACCUGGGGAAGGUUGUGGAGGAGAAGAAGUCCAUCACGCUGCAGGACAUCAGCGUGGAGGAGCACAAGCAGCUGGGCAACAUGCUGGGCUUCGAGGUGACCUCCAUGCUCUGUGUCCCCGUCAUCAGCAGAGCCACUGCGCAGGUGGUGGCCUUGGCCUGCGCCUUCAACAAGCUCGGCGGGGAGAGCUACACGGAGGCCGACGAGCACAAGAUCCAGCACUGCUUCUGCUACACGUCCACCGUUCUGACCAGCACGCUGGCCUUCCAGAAGGAGCAGAAGCUCAAGUGCGAGUGUCAGGCUCUGCUGCAAGUGGCCAAGAACCUGUUCACCCACUUGGAUGACGUGUCGGUGCUGCUCCAGGAGAUCAUCACUGAGGCCCGAAACCUCAGCAACGCCGAAAUAUGCUCCGUGUUCCUGCUGGACAGAGGCAACCAGGAGCUGGUGGCCAAGGUGUUCGACGGCGGUGUAGUGGACGAUGAGAGCUACGAGAUCCGGAUCCCCGCGGACCAGGGCAUCGCGGGGCACGUGGCCACCACAGGGAAGAUCCUCAACAUCAAGGAUGCCUAUUCCCAUCCGCUCUUCUACCGGGGCGUGGACGACAGCACCGGCUUCCGGACCAGGAACAUCCUCUGCUUCCCCAUCAAGAACGAGAACCAGGAGGUCAUCGGGGUGGCCGAGCUGGUCAACAAAAUCAACGGCCCCUGGUUCAGCAAGUUUGACGAGGACCUGGCCACGGCCUUCUCCAUCUACUGUGGCAUCAGCAUUGCCCACUCCCUGCUGUAUAAGAAGGUCAACGAGGCGCAGUACCGGAGCCACCUGGCCAACGAGAUGAUGAUGUACCACAUGAAGGUCUCAGACGACGAAUACACCAAGCUGCUGAGCGAAGGGAUCCGGCCCGUCCAACACAUCGAUUCCAGCUUUGCCAACUUUUCCUACACUCCACGCUCUCUGCCCGAGGACGACACAUCCAUGGCCAUCCUGAGCAUGCUGCAGGACAUGAACUUCAUCAACAACUACAAGGUGGAUCGCCCGACGCUGGCCAGGUUCUGCCUGAUGGUGAAGAAGGGCUACCGGGACCCCCCCUACCACAACUGGAUGCACGCCUUCUCUGUCUCCCACUUCUGUUACCUCCUCUACAAGAACCUGGAGCUGGUCAACUACCUGGAGGACAUCGAGAUCUUUGCCUUGUUCAUCUCCUGCAUGUGUCACGACCUGGACCACAGAGGCACCAACAACUCCUUCCAAGUGGCUUCGAAGUCCGUGUUGGCCGCGCUGUACAGCUCCGAGGGCUCCGUCAUGGAGCGGCACCACUUUGCGCAGGCCAUCGCCAUCCUCAACACUCAUGGCUGCAACAUCUUCGACCACUUCUCGCGCAAGGAUUACCAGCGGAUGCUGGAUUUGAUGAGGGACAUUAUCCUGGCCACGGACCUCGCUCACCACUUGAGGAUCUUCAAGGACCUCCAGAAGAUGGCGGAAGUGGGCUACGACCCAAAGAACAAGCAGCACCACCGCCUGCUGCUCUGCCUCCUCAUGACCUCCUGCGACCUCUCAGACCAGACCAAAGGCUGGAAGACCACCAGAAAGAUCGCGGAGCUGAUCUACAAGGAGUUCUUCUCGCAGGGAGAUCUGGAGAAAGCCAUGGGCAACCGCCCCAUGGAGAUGAUGGACCGGGAGAAAGCCUACAUCCCUGAGCUGCAGAUCAGCUUCAUGGAGCACAUAGCCAUGCCCAUCUACAAGCUGCUCCGAGACCUGUUCCCGCGGGCCACCGAGCUGUACGAGAGGGUAGCCAGCAACCGGGAGCAGUGGACCAAGGUGUCUCACAAGUUCACCAUCCGGGGGCUGCCCAGCAACAACUCGCUGGACUUCCUGGACGAGGAGUACGACCUGCAGGGCCUGGGCGAGGACAGCGCCAGGAUGAACGGCUGCCUGGACGGGGAGGGGGCCGAGUGAGGGCCGCCCCAUGCACGGAGGGGCAGGGCGGUGGGGGGCCAAACCAUGCGAUGCCUGAGCCCUUCCUUCCCUGGCCCCGGGAGGUGGAUUCAUGGCUCUUAUUUAUACCAGGAGGUCUUGACACGGCGGGCGCCCGAGCGCCAGGCUUCACCCCGGCCGGGGCCGACUCACAUCAGGGGUUACUAUUCAGGUCUCUCACCCACUUGCUCUCUUUUGUAUUCUGGGUGGCUGUUCUUUGGACUCCUUUUGCUGUAUAUUGACUCAAGCCCUACCUCCCGCGCCGUGUUGGGGACGGCUCCGCGAGCCCGGUAUGUCACGUGCGAGCGGCGAGGGGCUUUCGGUGGGCUUGAGGCUGCUCCGAGCAUGGGGUUUCCAGACACAGCUUCGCACCAUCAAGGGACACGGGGGGCUAGGGAAGCGGGGGCCACAUCCUUGGAUUUGGCAGGAGUUCAGGCUGGGGCUUUUGAGGGUGCGAGAGGGGAGCUCCCUGCCGUAGCAAUCUUCCUACAGCCUGCUUGGAGGACGGCGGCGUGGGGGCCUGGGAGAGGGAUGGGUGCAGGCGGCUCUUCGGGGAGAGCUGCAUCCCUGGGCAAAGCAGCGAGGGGCAGAGCUCGUAGAGUCCCCCCAAAGCUAAGUCCUGUUCUCUGAGCCACCGGAGCCCCAAACUCCUCCUGCCGGCUUUGGGGAGCCCCCCUAGCCUGAGCACCCGGAGGCAGGCGGCAAAGGGCACAGGUGCACCCAGGAGAGGAGGGGCAGGAGUUCUGACAGCCAUCACGUGCUCCUGCUCCACAGAUGCACCUCUCGUGGGGAGGGGGGGUUAGGGUUAGGCUUAGGGCUAGGCUUAGGGUUAGGGUUCCCCAUGCAAAGGGCGUCUGCUAGCUCUGCCUCACUCCUGCAGCUGCCGGUCCCCUGCCGGCAGCAUCCUGCUCCGUGAUGACCAAGUCCUGCAGCUCCGGCAGGUACACCCCACUCAUGGCCUACGGUCCCCUGGAGCCGUACGCUCCACCGGGUCCUUUAUGUCUUCUCCUGCGGCAGGGAAAUCGCGUGUCCUCCCCAGGGGCCGGUCCCUGGGGAAGAGCGAAGCUUUUAAAGGGCUGAAGUCGCCGUUCCCCUGCUCUUUGAACUCAGGUCAGAGGGGUUGGCGCUACCUUGAGAGGCAGUUUCAGAGAGUUUCGGCUGCUCCCCAGGGGAGGAGGCGGGAGGCAGAGAGGAGGAAAUCUCGGAGGAAAGGGAAGAGCAGAGAGAAGGGGGUGGGACAUGGACCUUGCCAUGAAAGCAAAGCAAUUCAGUGCGGAGAGCUGCUCCCCUGCUUUCACCCAGCUUUCUCUCUGCUCCUUUACUUGGGAAUCCAGCCCAAGCAGCUCCCCAAGGUGGGUGCCCCCAUGACGCGCCAGCCCUGAACUCGCUCAGAGACCAGGGCAUCCCUUGGCUGCUGGUCCGAUGCCCAGCAGGCCACAUCCCAGCCUCAUAAAGCAGAGCAGCUCACGGGCCCUUGCCUUCAGCAGAAGCUGCUUGCCUCAUGUCACCCCUCCCGUACUGCAAAGCGGAGGUAGACAUGGCUCCAAAGAGCAUUUACCGGGUUUCAGACCAUUGCAAGGAAGCCAGGAAUAGGGCUUGGAAAAGAGCAUGGGGCUGCCUGCAGCUCCGGGCUGUCCCACGGGGCAUUGACCUUCUGCUACUCCUCCACCCCAUGCACAGCAGGGCAUUACUGAAUCCCAUUUCAACCCAGCUUUGAAGGCUUAAGGUCUGGCAUUCGCCCACCGUACAGUUCCCCCCCGUCCGAUCAAAGCAGCCGCAAGCCUUUCGAGCCUGGCCUGGCGUUCUGACAAUCCCGCCCACGUUUACCUGCUCGCGGCUUGUGAACGUGGCUCCCGUGAUCCAUGGAAAUCCUGCCUCUGGGAACAAGGGCCGAUAGCAACCAAAGACAUUCGACGCAUCCACGGCUGCGAGACACUCCGCCGGGCAGCGGGGAGAGCGGGACCUGGGCCGCGAGGGCUAAUAUGAAGCUAAGCGUCCAUAUAUUUUUGUGUGGGGGAUCAGGAUGCAGCCCCAGGGAGCGUGCUGCUGAGCCAGGUGUAGCCCGCUGCAGAAAUCAGCCGGGGCAGGGGGACAGCUAGGAGCUGGCGUGUUUGGGUAGCCCAACACUGCUUGAAUUUCCAGUGCUGAGACAUGGGGAAGGCUCAGUCCCAAACGUACUGGACAGAGGGGCCUUUCAGGUAGCAUUGGGCCUCGGCUUCCCGCACCCCAUGCCACAGGUUUGCAUCCCAGUGCCGUGCUCUGGGCCAGGAGAAGGGAUUCGCCGGCAGGCGGCCUGAGAUGGGGAUGCUUUUGCUGGCACUGCCACUGGCACACUGCACGGCCUUGGGCACGUCACUGGAUGUCUCUGUACCUCAGCGUCCCUGUCUGCGUACGGCUUCUGCUCCCCUGUGUCCCAGGAAAGGCUGCAAGGCUUGAACCUCUACUUGGAUAGAAAGGGCUGUAGUUUCCCGGGAAGGCCUGGGAGCGGAGCCAUCCUGAACGGAGGUCGUGCAGGACUAUGGGCUAUUCAGUGACCCAUUGCAGCCUGCACCUAGCAAACACCGGCUUCCCGCGUGACUCCUCCCGGGCUCGGGCUACCUGGAGGUUUUCCUCUUGGCUUUUUUUUUUUUUAAAGAGAAAAAAAAAAAAUUGUCUGUUUCUCUGAGUAUCUGUCGCGUGCUCCGAUGUGCGUGGAGAGCAGUGGGGGACUCUGGAGACCAGACGCUAACUGCAACCGUGUAGUCAUUUGCCUUACCUAUUCUCAGUUGCCUUUAGAAAGAUGCUUUGUAUGAAAUACUCCAUAGGACCCUGCCUAGCUCCUCAACGUGAAUGUUGGCCGAUAGCUUCGUGUGUGAGAACGCCUCUUUUUGUCUCUACCAAAAGCCUUCUGAGGGCAGUUGUAAAUAUUCGCCGAGGGCCAGCCAGCGAAGAAAGCGGAGGGCGCCCCACCGGCGACGCGACCCGGAAGGCCAAAAAGACCUGUCCUGAUAACAAAGCUUUCUCUGAUUGUGAUCAGCUCUGUUUUACCUGGAAGAGCUUAUACUAGUUUCUAACCACAAUGGUGUACUAUAGCCAGUGUAAGUGCGCGUGGUAUUAUUUAUCAGUCCUCCAGCUCCCUCUGCAAGAAGAGCAAAGCGUGCUGUGUGUGUCGUGCUUGGGGGCUGGGGUCUCAGGGUCCUGCCUCGGUCCUGGGUGAUGAGGUGGAAAAGGUCCAGGGGAGUAAAAGAAAACGAUCGGUGAGUCAAAUCCCCCUCCCCAGUGCAACUGCCCUGGAGAGAUGUAUUAAAAUAGGGCGAGUGAGACCCAGCCGUAGCAAACUCAAGCGCUCUCAGCUUGCACACACACAGAAGCAUGCUUUUCCUGCAGCCUGGCUCUCUCCUCCCUACCCCCUCGCCUUUCCUUCCCCGAAUCAAAGCCAGAGAUGUCGGCAAGCUGCAAAAGCCCGUCCCCGACACCCCACCAGCUCGACCAAGCGGACAGGAGUGGAGGGGCAGGGGGUCAUCGCAAACCGUCUUGCCCACGGUCCAAAGAUGCUACCAGCCCCCCCGGCUCCUCACGGGCAUCGGGAAGGCAAGCGAAACCAAGCCGUGCCGUGGGCAUUAUCUGAGCCGUGGCCCCGUCCCUGUGUUUCACCCCCCCACCUCUUGCUGGUUUAACGUGGGUGUGUCUGUGUGCGUGUGUUACUUCUCUCCCGGCGCUGUCUCCUCUGUACAGAGCCACCUGUACAUACUGUAAAGCGCGGCUGGUUCGUAGGGGUUCGGUGGCCCAGCGUGCGUGGGUGCGUGUGAAACUCUUUUCCAGCUUUCCUGUCUUCUCUUCUGAUGACAUCGGUUGUUCUGGGGUUUCCUUGUUCCCCCUGAAAUCGUUGUGAAGGGGAAACAAAUGAGGAAUUUUUUUUUUCCUAAUAAAUUUCAUACACCAAA
This is a messenger RNA of Alligator sinensis (Chinese alligator), 6750 nucleotides long. RefSeq names its product phosphodiesterase 2A (gene PDE2A). Lineage: Eukaryota; Metazoa; Chordata; Crocodylia; Alligatoridae. Gene Ontology annotation, biological process: positive regulation of gene expression; negative regulation of receptor guanylyl cyclase signaling pathway; cGMP catabolic process. The record is from RefSeq and is a predicted model, not a curated record. The transcript has 30 exons. Bases 89 to 2809 code for a protein of 906 amino acids. Gene Ontology annotation, cellular component: mitochondrial inner membrane; synaptic membrane; mitochondrial matrix. Gene Ontology annotation, molecular function: protein homodimerization activity; 3',5'-cyclic-AMP phosphodiesterase activity; 3',5'-cyclic-GMP phosphodiesterase activity.